AUGCCGGACCUCUCACAAAACAUCUCGGUGCGGAUCCUCAAGGCCGCCGAGGCCGGACGGUACGGCGUGCCGGGCGUCGUGUGCUACAACCUCGAGGCCAUCAUGGCGUGCCGGAAAGCGGCCGAGGCCAAGAACUCUCCCUGCCAGAUCUUGUUGUUUCCCUGGGCCCAGGAGUACGCCGACGACAACAUGGUGAACCUGGCGGCGGACGUGUGCCGAUCCGCCAAGGUGCCCAUGAGCCUGCACCUGGACCACGCGCAGAGCGAGGAGGCCAUCAAGCGGGCGGCGCAGACGGGCAAGUUUGACAGCAUCAUGGUCGACAUGUCGCACUACGAGAAAGAAGAAAACCUGAGCCGCACGACCGAGCUGGUCCGGUACUGCCACGACCUGGGCAUCGCGACCGAGGCCGAACCGGGCAGGAUCAACGGCGGCGAGGCCGGGGUGCAAGACACGGGCGAUCUCGAGGGCAUCCUGACCACGCCCGAAGAGGCUCUGCAGUUCAUCAACACGGGGAUCGACUUCCUGGCCCCCGCCAUCGGCAACGUGCAUGGGCCCUAUAACGGCGUCGAGAACAUCAAGCUCGACUUCCCCCGCCUGGCCUCGAUCCAGAAGGCCUCGCGCGGCAAAGUCACCCUCGUCAUGCACGGCACCAACGAGUUCACCGCCGACAUCUUCAAGCAGUGCGUCGACGCCGGCAUGACCCGCCUAAACGUCAACCAGAUCGUCCUGUGGAAGUACGAGGAGUACGCCCGCCAAAAGGCCGGCAGGACCCCGCUCACCGAAUUCAUGGAGGACGGCACCAAGCUGAUCCAGGAGAGGAUCGAAUGGAUGAUGGACGCCGUGGGGAGCACCGGUAAAGCUGGAGAUGUCAAGUUAUGA
Messenger RNA from Fonsecaea multimorphosa CBS 102226, 879 nucleotides. RefSeq lists its product as uncharacterized. Gene Ontology annotation, biological process: carbohydrate metabolic process. The record is from RefSeq and is a predicted model, not a curated record. The coding region runs from base 1 to 879 and encodes 292 amino acids. NCBI's taxonomy places the organism in Eukaryota, Fungi, Ascomycota, Eurotiomycetes, Chaetothyriales, Herpotrichiellaceae. The transcript has a single exon. Gene Ontology annotation, molecular function: aldehyde-lyase activity; zinc ion binding.